ACCCCCUUCCUUCUUCUCCAAUGGCUUCAGGUUUAUCCGUGAAGGUCGAAUGAGCAUUGCGUAAACACGUCUGCCAUGGCCGUCUGCUUCACUCAUCAUCUUCAACCUCGCCUCAUUUUCUCUUUUCAUCAUCAACGAUUCUCCAUUAACAACAACCCCAAGCUUUUUCACUUCAAUCUAACCUCUAAUAAUCGUUAUUCUUCUCUAUCGGAUUCUUUCCAAUGCAGGAGGUUCAAUCGCUUUUCUCGCCCUAACUUUGCCUCAAUCAAUGACUUUCCACUACAAGCGGAGAUUCAGGACGACUCGCGUAGAAGCAAUGUCGAAUUAUGGGAGAAACUGAGAAGUUUGAUUAGUUUUAUACGAGAAAUUCUUCCCGGUGGUAACUGGUGGAGAUUUCCACAACAGGCGGAGGUUAAUUCGACGGCGAAGCCUGUUACGGUUUUGCGGGCUUUACAGAGGAUGUGGGAAUUGAUUUCUCGAGAUCAAUGGGUUAUCUUUGUUGCUUUUUCUGCCCUAAUUCUUACUGCGAUCUCGGAGAUAUCUAUACCACAUUUCUUGACGGCGUCAAUUUUUUCUGCUCAAGGUGGUGAGAUCAACGUUUUCCAUCGAAAUGUCCGGCUCUUAGCAGUUCUAAGUAUUACAUCAGGAAUUUGCAGUGGAGUUCGAGGAUGCUUUUUUUCCAUUGCAAAUAUGAUUCUUGUCAAGCGAAUGAGGGAAGCUCUAUAUUCGGCUCUCCUUUCACAGGAUAUCUCAUUCUUUGAUGCCGAAACAGUUGGUGAUUUGACAAGUAGGCUUGGGGCAGAUUGUCAACAAGUCUCACGUGUGAUUGGCAAUGACCUAAAUUGGAUAUUGCGUAACGUUUUACAGGGGACAGGUGCAUUGAUUUAUUUGUUGAUUUUAUCAUGGCGUCUUGGUUUAUGUACAUUGGGGAUUUGCAUUAUUAUUUCGACCAUUAUGCUGAUCUACAGCCGGUACCAAAAGAAAGCGGCAAAGUUGACACAAGAUUUAUCUGCAUCAGCCAACGAGGUUGCACAAGAGACACUCUCUUUAAUUAGAACUGUUCGAGUUUAUGGAACUGAUAAGGAAGAAUCCCAUAGGUAUGAGAAUUGGCUGGGAAAAUUGGCUGAUGUAAGCAUGCGCCAAGGUGUUUCAUAUGGAUUAUGGAGCUCUAGCUUCAACACUCUUUAUCAUCUUACACAGGUUAUUGCUGUACUGAUAGGAGGAAUGUCUAUAAAGUCUGGUCAAAUAACAGCUGAGCAGCUGACAAAGUUCAUAUUAUAUAGUGAGUGGCUGAUCUAUUCUACAUGGUGGAUCGGCGAUAGCUUAUCGUCAUUGAUGCAGUCAGUAGGGGCAAGUGAAAAGGUCUUCCAAUUGAUGGAUCUUUCUCCCAGUCGUCAGUUUCUAGCUAAAGGAUUAAGAUUGGAAAAGCUAAUGGGACACAUUGAGUUUGUUAAUGUGUCGUUUAAGUACCCUUCAAGAGAGGUGGUACCAGUGCUAAAUAACGUCAACAUUUCAGUCCCUCCUAACCAAGUAGUUGCAAUUGUUGGUCUUAGCGGUAGUGGAAAGAGCACUCUUGUAAAUCUUCUUCUCCGUCUUUAUGAGCCAACAGGUGGUCAGAUAUUAAUUGACGGUCUCCCUCUUGAAGACUUAGACAUCACGUGGUUGAGAGAAAGAAUUGGAUAUGUGGGGCAGGAACCUCGACUUUUUCGCACGGAUGUGAGAUCGAAUAUAAAGUAUGGGUGUACACGGGAGAUAACUGAGGAGGAUGUGGAAUGGGCUGCCAAACAGGCAUAUGCUCAUGAAUUCAUCUCAGCUCUGCCAGACGGCUAUAAUACGCUUGUUGAUGACGACUUACUAAGUGGAGGCCAGAAACAACGUAUUGCCAUUGCAAGAGCUAUUCUUAGGGACCCAAACAUUUUAGUUCUUGAUGAAGCAACCAGUGCCCUUGAUGCAGAAAGCGAACAAAAUGUCAAGAGGGUGCUUCGUGCUCUCAGAAGAGACCUCAAGACGAAGAGGACUUGUGUUGUAAUUGCUCAUAGACUGUCCACAAUUCAAGCAGCAGACAACAUAGUAGUAAUGGAUGGUGGUCAAGUUGUUGAGAUGGGCAAUCACAUGGAACUUCUAUCAAGAGAUGGAGUGUAUGCCCGUUUAAUCAGAAAACAAGCAGACGCCGUGGUGCAAUAGUGAAGCUCUUACUCCUCGUUAAUAGAUUCUCCGAGAUUUAAUGCUCUUAUUGCGCCUGUCUAAUCUCUUUUUCUAAUUUUCUUUUUCAUUCAUUUGUAUGUAACUUUAAUCCAUUCAUUUUGGGGACAUACUUAUAGCUACACAUUUGAAUCUAUAGUAUGGUUAGAACAUGUAAAUUUAGAUAUUUAUACAAUUUGUGUUUUAAAAUGGUUCA
Impatiens glandulifera is the source of this 2398-nucleotide messenger RNA. Its product is annotated as ABC transporter B family member 26, chloroplastic. The record is from RefSeq and is a predicted model, not a curated record. Bases 76 to 2184 code for a protein of 702 amino acids. Gene Ontology annotation, cellular component: membrane. Gene Ontology annotation, molecular function: ATP binding; ATP hydrolysis activity; ABC-type transporter activity. Gene Ontology annotation, biological process: transmembrane transport. NCBI's taxonomy places the organism in Eukaryota, Viridiplantae, Streptophyta, Magnoliopsida, Ericales, Balsaminaceae. The transcript has 18 exons.